Scheffersomyces stipitis CBS 6054 is the source of this 1824-nucleotide messenger RNA. It is a transcript of the gene MDR2, whose product is annotated as MDR family MFS transporter. Gene Ontology annotation, biological process: transmembrane transport. The record is from RefSeq and is a predicted model, not a curated record. The transcript has a single exon. The coding region runs from base 1 to 1824 and encodes 607 amino acids. Gene Ontology annotation, molecular function: transmembrane transporter activity. NCBI's taxonomy places the organism in Eukaryota, Fungi, Ascomycota, Pichiomycetes, Serinales, Debaryomycetaceae.
AUGUCUCGUGAUUCGUCUACUGAAGCUCCACAGGCGCUUGUGGAAGAUCCCGAAAAGCAGCUGCAAAAGAAAGUCUUCAUUGAGAGUGAUGCCGGUGACGGAACCAAGAGAGAGGACCAAUAUUUGCAUGGUAUUCAUUUGGUGUUUUGUUUUAUCGCGGUCUGCUUGUCCUUGUUCUUAGAGGCUUUAGAUCAAACCAUUGUCGCUACCAUUUUAACCACUGUCGGAAACAAGUUCGAUGACUUUGACAAGGUUGGCUGGUUAGCCUCAGGAUUCUUGUUGGCUAUGGCUGUAUGCAUUCAGCCCUUCGGUAAAUUCUCCAUUAUCUUUGGAAGAAAGUACACUAUGGUUACAGCAAUCGUUUUGUUUGAAGCUGGGUCGUUGAUGUGUGCUCUUGCAAAAAAUAUGAAUGUUCUCAUUGGUGGUAGAGUUUUGGCUGGUAUAGGUGCUGCAGGUAUCCAAGGAAUGGUCUUUGUAAUCGUUACAGAAGUAGUCCCUAUUGAAAAGAGACCUAUCGGUAUGGCUAUUGUCAGUUGUAUUUUUGCUGUGGCCUCCGUCUUGGGUCCUUUGAUUGGUGGUGCCUUCACCUCUCACGUGUCCUGGAGAUGGGCUUUCUACAUCAACUUGCCUAUUGGUGGUAUAGCUCUAGCUUUCUUGUUAUGGGCUUUCAACCCUCCUAAAUGCACCUCUAGUAUUGUGGAGGAGUUGAAGACUUUUGAUUACUUUGGAACUUUCUUAUUGAUUUCCGGGUGUGUUGUCUUCUUGUUGGCUUUAACCUUUGGUGGAAACGAUUUCAGUUGGCAUUCCGCUGCAGUGAUUCUAUGUUUUGUUCUUGGUGGUCUUCUUCUUAUAGCCUUUAUCAUUUGGAAUGGAUGGUUCUCCAAGAACCAAAUCAUUGCCGUUGAGUUGAUCAAGAUCCCCCAGGUCGUUGCCUCCAUUUUUGCAAUUUCCGGUAUUUUCGCCGCCUUCAUCCUUUCAAUGGUGUUCUUGCCUAUUUAUUUCCAGGUCAUACAUGGUGCCAGUGCAAUGGGUGCCGGUUUGCAUUUGCUUCCCAUGAUUGUUGCAGUUGUUCUCAGUUCAAUUUGCAGCGGUGUUGCAAUCCAAAAGCUGAAGUACGUCAAACCAUUUAGUUUGGUUGCUGGUAUUCUUGGUCCAAUUGGUUUCGGUCUCUUGGCUAUUCUUGGAGUUGACACGUCGUUUUCGGCUCAGGUUGGUCUUUUGAUUAUCGGUGGUGUUGCCGUUGGUGCGCAAAUGCAACCUGCUAUUGUCAGUGCACAAAUCAGUGCUCCAAAGACGCCUGGUUCUACUAUCAUGGUUACUGUGCUCUUGAACUUCAGCAGAUCCCUUGUAUCAGCUCUUGCUGCUGAUCUCGGUGAUGUUAUCUACGCUUCUUCGUUUAAGAACUACUUCAAGAAGGCAUUCAAAGCUACAACCAACACCACCAUCUUGUCUGAUUUACAGGACGUUGACAUUUCGCAAUUAGUGUCCAACACGUCGCUCCUUGCACACUUGAAUCCUGUCACUCAACAUUUCGUCAAGACGCAAAUUGCUAAGGCGCUCAGAAACGUGUUCUACAUGGGAAUUGGGCUUGCAGCUAUUACAUUCGUCGCGUGUUUCUUCAUAACUAACAAGAAGUUGCCUGAGAUGAGUGAUGGAGCAGCUAAUGCUGCAGAAAAAGAAAAGGAAGAAAAAACUGAAUUGACCUCUGAUUCAAAUGACAUUCAGUCUGAGGCUGUCCACGAAAUUGCAGAAGGUGCAGACUUCGAAAAGAAAAGCAUCCAAGCAUCUGGAGACGAGUCUUCUACGUCCAUUACCCGCAAGUAA